GCACAACUGUCAGUCCUUGGUGAUCGCUUGAUUCGUUGUUCAUUUGAUGUCUCUCCACCUCGAUAGCAGCACAUCUUCCAGCUGAAGACAGCGCAGGGAGAUACGGAGAUCAGGGCGUGUAACUUCCGUGCGACCAACAUGAUCAAGCGUUUUCAGAACCAGCAGAUGAAAAAGCAGCUCGCGGAGGAGCUUGGCAUGGACGCGGCCGAGGUUGCAGCCGAUUAUGACGAGAGCAGCUCUUCUUCAGGCGACUCCUCGGACGACAAUGAUUCAGACUCAGACGACUCCUCUGAUUCGGAGGCAGAGUAUGCGUCAAGUGAAGAAGCAGAGCUGCAGAAUUCACGAUCAGGGGACGGGAAAGGUCUGACGCGAAUUAAGCGGCAGCGACCCCAGCAAGACGAUGACAGUGACGACUCUCAUGACAGUAGUGGAAGGCAGUCAGAAACCGAUGUUAGCAUCCGGAAACGAGCAAGGUUGUCUCAAAAUGGAGAUUCGGGACUAUCAUAUCAAUCUUCAGAUGAGGACUCGGGCUCUGAAGAGGAGGAGAUAGAUGAAGACAGCGAAGACGAGCGAAGUAGCCUUCCACCUAUGAGCUCUGCGCAAGCGCUGGUAGAUCCAAUCUACACCGAGCCUGAUGCACCUUUCAAGCAAGGCCAGCAACAGAGGAGCUGUAUCCUCUGUCCUGGAAAGGAAAUAAAAAACGACGACAUGCUCAAAUCACAUUUGGCUAGCAACUCGCAUAAGCGCUCUCGAAAAAGGUUCGAAAGCUAUGCGAAAGAAGUCGUGAAAGACAGAAUGGAUUAUUUUGGUAAAGGCAUGGUCGACCCGAGACACCUGGUAGCAGAAAUGAAUGCGAAACUCCGAGCCCUCAACACCACCAGCACUGGGAAAAAAGUCAUCUCCGGGAAACAGAAGCGGUAUCAAGAACUAUCCGAGCUCAAAGAUCGGUACUUAAACGGAAAACUUAACGAAGAAGAGAUCCAGAACCUAAGCAAAAGCGGCCGAAAAGCAAUUUAUCAGGCGAAAAGGAGGCUUGCGAAGUUGGGGCGGAAACAAGCGCACGCGCGAAAUUGCAACAAGGGCAACGAGAGCGCUGGGGACAACGUUGCAGGGAACGGUGCGAAUGCAGAGACCGCCUGAGACAGUGCGUGAAGGAGAGGUACGGUCACAACUCCUUCGUAAAGUUCCCCAAGCCUCCCGAAGCUUCUGUGUGUACCGAGGAGGAACAGGUUUCUGAAAAAGGAGCGAAGACGAUGCCUCCGCGGAAUCGCGAGAAGGACAACAACAAGGUGCCGAAGGCUUGAC
This is a messenger RNA of Tilletiaria anomala UBC 951, 1305 nucleotides long. RefSeq lists its product as uncharacterized. Lineage: Eukaryota; Fungi; Basidiomycota; Exobasidiomycetes; Georgefischeriales; Tilletiariaceae. The record is from RefSeq and is a predicted model, not a curated record. The transcript is spliced from 3 exons. Bases 139 to 1140 code for a protein of 333 amino acids.